Molecule: messenger RNA, 1644 nt
Organism: Coniophora puteana RWD-64-598 SS2
Lineage: Eukaryota; Fungi; Basidiomycota; Agaricomycetes; Boletales; Coniophoraceae
Exons: 5
Coding region: 241-1557 (438 amino acids)
Source: RefSeq, a predicted model, not a curated record
CCCUCAGCCUCCUCAAGUAAAAUGUACAGACACUGCAAGACGAUAACGAGCACUCUUGGACAUUCACGGCGCUCUCUAUGUCAGCCAUCAUAUAUUUCACUUCCACGCCUGGCUUCAGCACCUCGCAUUCACCUCCAGCACCGUUUCGCUUCCACUCAUGAGCAAGGCACUGAGCGACCAGACCUCCCCAAGACUCCGCGUCAGGGCGGACUCAAAGUAUCCACUCUUUUUACAGGUCUGAUGGUCCUUGGCAUUGGCGCCCUGACAUAUGGGAUAUAUGACUUCUAUGCAGGUCUCAAUGCUACACUCGGCAGGAUCCCCAAAGAAAUUCGCGACGACGUCUACGCAGGCGCGUUUGCAAAGACUAAAGGCGACCUAGGCGUUGCCGAACGCUACCUCAGCCGUGCCUUCGAGACCGCCCUCACCCUUCCCCCGUCCGCCUUUGGCGACAGACCCUACCUCCACUUCUGUGGCAUCGCCGCCUCCCUCGCCUCCGUCCAAGCCAUGCAAGGCGGUGCCGCCGCCCGACGCGCCAAACGCACGUGCGAGCGCACCUGGGCCGUCCUCGAGCCCGCCGACAGCCCAAACGCCACCGCCACCGCCACUACUGACGGGUCCACCGUGAUAGCAGACCCCACCAGCGAUGCGAACAAGAUCGCACCCGAAUGGCGGACGUACGCUGCGAGCGACGCGGAGCGCAUGAAGCGCGUCGCGAUCGCGUGCAUGGUCGCCGAGCUCGUAGGCGAGCGCGCCGCGGGGAGCGAGGAGGAGAAGGAGGAGGAGCGAUGGCUGACGUGGGCGGUCGAGGAGACGCUGAGAGUGUGCAACGCGCUCGAUCCCGACUCGACUGUCGCCGCUGCCGCCGCGUCACCUGUGCCUGCGGGGCAGAGUCCAGCGACGGAGGUCCCCGCGUCGCUCAACGUGACGAUGAAGCACGACCCGGACCUGACGGCGCUCUUCCCGAUGAGCGAUUUCGCAGCGCCGUUCGAGGCGCUCGGCUCGUACUACGCCCGCAGUGGCAACGUCCAAUACGCAUUCUCCCUAUACCACCACGCCCUCGCCCUCCUCCUCCCCUCCACCGCCUCUGCCCCCGCCCCGCGCAUCUUCACAGACGUCCAGCGCACCCCCGCCGACACAUGCAACGCCGCACAGAUCCUGAACAACAUCUCCGAGCUCGUCAUGCGCCAACACCCGCCGUCCCCAGAGGUGCGCGCCAUGGCCGAAAAAUGGGCGCGCAGCGCACACACCGUCGUCGAGCGCGGGCUGCACGCGCGCGGGAAGCCCGGGCCGCUCGUCACGUCUGGGUUUGUGCAAUACGGCGGAGGGGGCGGAGGGGAGGAGGAGGAGAUGGAUAUGACGUGCGAGAGCGUGUUUGGCGUUGUGUUGUUCAAUCUGGCGACGAUGCGGGAGAUGGACGGCGACAAGAACGAAGCUCGCGGGUUCUACACGCGGAGCAUCGAGCAGUGCAACGCCGCUGGGAUGGACGAAGGCGUGUUCAAAGGCCAAGAAGCUCUACGGAAGCUAGGACGGAGCUCGGUCAAGCCAGACAAGAAAUAGUACUCUGCUUUCGUGACAUAGCAUCAACCUGUACUUUACCACCCACCUACUAGACACCUCCCACUAGACGACCACUCAAACUAACGC